UGACGUUUCAUUGAUGAUUCACAUUUUGCGUUGUCAGAUUUCUACAAUAUUAUUUUUGCAAUUCCGCAAGUGCAUUGUUUCAUUGUGAAUAUAAUUUACUUGGAACCUAAUGUAGAGUAAAGUUAUGAAAAUGCUCGGUAAUUUCGAAAACGUCGGUUCGUUCAUACGUAACUGUAAUGGGACUACAUUAAAAUACGACCAAGCUUGUUUGGAGAUCAAAACAAAUGAAUCAGUUACAUUCUGGAGUCAAUAUGAAGAAUGCGAAGACUGCAUGUUAUUGGAGACUGCAAGAAUACCGACGUCGCGGGCUGUGAUAUUGAAUACCGUAAGCCCGCUCCGAUAUGCGAUUAAAAACGGAAAUGGAGUUAUUUGCAGUGGAACAUAUGAAUUCGGGGAGUAUGGACAGUACAGUAUCAAUGUGAGUGAGGUGACGAAAGACGAAUGCCUGCCGCGUAUGACAGCGGAGCCCGACGCGGCCUACCUACCGAUACUGACCGCGGUGGUGGUGCUGCUCUCGAUGGCGACACUUUGGUACAUUGUCAAGGGUAUCGGCAAGCGUGUGGUAGCUGGAAGGCUGUACAGCAGAUAUUUUGCAAGAGAAGACAACGAGCUGGGAUCGGAAACUCGCGUCCUGACGACCGAAGCGAGCGUGCCUCGUUCGCCGACCCGCUCCCGUUUGCGGUCACUCGAUAUAUUCAGAGGAUUCUCCAUUGCCCUAAUGAUCUUCGUUAACGCUGGCGGUGGUGGCUACAGUGUAUUCUCUCACUCCACAUGGAACGGUCUAACGGUAGCCGAUGUGGUGUUCCCGUGGUUCGCGUUCGCGAUGGGCGAAGCCCUAGUGCUGUCCCUCAAUGCUAGACUGAGGACUUCGAUGCCGAGAAUGACGGCGUUUGGACAGGUGGCGCGGCGCUCGCUGCUGCUGUCGCUGAUCGGCAUCUGCCUGAGCUCGGUGGGCGUGUCGUGGGCGGGCGUGCGGCUGCCGGGCGUGCUGCAGCGCCUCGCCGCCAUGUACCUCGUGGUGGGCGCGCUCGAGUGCGCCUUCAUGCGGACCAGCCAGAACAUCACUCCCGGUCGUUCACUUUUCCGCGACAUCGCGGCAGGCUGGCAACAGUGGCUUGCGACGAUACUGCUCGUUGCUAUUCAGGUAUGCAUAACUCUCUCCGUCGCUGCACCGGGCUGCCCUAAGGGUUACUCUGGACCUGGUGGACUCCAUCGUACCGCUCUGGGAGAUUUCUCCUUGCAGAACUGUACAGCUGGCAUUGCUGGUUAUAUUGACAGAUUAAUCCUCGGUCCGUCUCAUCUUCUUAGCCGUGGUACGUACUCGAAGAUCUACCAGACGGUGGUACCCCACGACCCUGAAGGAAUCUUAGGUAUCCUCUCCGGUAUACUGGUGGUACAGGCUGGAGCUCAUACUACCAGGAUCAUGCUGGCGUACAAUCAUGCCAGAGCUCGUAUAAUGCGCUGGGUGUUCUGGUCGGUGGUGUUCGGCGUGUCCGGCGGAGCUCUGUGCAUGUUCUCCAAGAACGGCGGCGUCAUACCCAUCAACAAGAACCUGUGGUCCGUCUCCUACUGCCUGGUGACGGCGUCCAUGGCGUUCUUCAUCCAGGCCGUGCUCUACUUCCUGGUGGAUCUGAAGACGAAAUGGGGAGGGCGACCGCUCUACUACGCAGGACAAAACGCGCUGUUCCUGUACGUGGGCAGCGAGCUGCUGAAGCGGCACUUCCCGCUGUACGUGCGCGUGGCGGCGCCGGCGCACGCGCAGCUGCUGGCCACGCACGCGGCCGCCAUGCUCAUGUGGCUCGCCGUCGCCGUCGCGCUGCACCGCAAGCGGAUCUUCAUCUCGCUCUAGUGAUGGAGCGAUCGUGCCCGCCGGGCUGACUCAUAUUACCUACUGAUACUGUUCAUGUUAGCGUAGCCGUCGUUCUCGUUACUCUUGACGAAAUAUCGCCCUUAUUAACUUACCAUUAAGUCUCACUUUGUCGUAGCGUCUUUCGAUUAUUAAUCGUUAUUGUUGUUGCAUAGCAACCGGAUUAUUAAUACCUAUAAUAUUCGAUGCAUUCGUUUGCUAUAUUAUUCAUUCGUUCGAUAUAAUCAAUGAGACUUUGCGUCUCGCAUCUAUUCCCAUGUAGUAAGGUUAUUUUUAGCGUAACAUUAUUUGCGACAAAAAGUCUUAGUUUUAUUGGGAUUAACCGUUAUGUAGAAUUUUGACCCUAUCGUUAUUGCUUUAAAGUUCAGUUUAAUGUACCACGUCUUAGAAUUACUUCAUUAAGAAAACGUCUAUCGAUAAAUGAAUGAGUACUAAUAUAUACUAACACGAAUUAUUGUAUCGUUGCGGUCAGACAUCAGUGUACAGGAAAAUAAUCUUUACUACCUUGUAAUAUUGUUGUUAUUAGCAAAUUGCAAAGCAGUUAGUCGUUACUAGGAUCUGACAUAUGGAGACAUCUAGUGGCCUUAAUCUAUUAAUAUAUACAUCAGUCAUAUUACCACUGACUGACACAUUCCGUGAACUCUGAAACUGUACGUUCGACGUACAUUGACAUGAACUUUACCCCAUUUGCGAAGAAAGUAAGUGGGAGGGUUAACUUUGUAUGAAUUUUACAAGGACAACGUCGGGUGGACAAUCAUUAGGAAGUAAUAAUAGGUCGCAAACACUAGUGCAAGGUGUUAGAAAUAUAUAUUAAUCAAAUUAAAAAAGUAGUUUAGUAUGACAUGGAUAAAUUUCUUUCAGCACAGCCAACUUGCCAAAUAUAAUAAGUCAGAUAAAUAUAUAUAUAUAAGAUAAAAUCUUGUCGUGUCAACCCAACAUAUGGUGUGGAAUUUCAUUUGAGAUCAUUAUGGGAGACUGCGUGAAGUCAGGGAAAUUUCUUAGAUUAAAACAAAGUUCUCCAUUACAACAAGCGCCAUAUGUAAGCAAUGUUUUGGCAAUCUCCUUAUUGGUUCAAGAUUUGUUCUUCUUCGGUGAGAUAGCCCUCAACGCGCGGCGCUCCAUUUUUUCGAUGGUUCUGUAAAAAAAAGCUUGGAUAAAGUUUCGAUGUCUCGUAAUUUAUCCGUGUCUAAUUGAAUAUUUUAAUUAUAUUAUGUAAUGUUAUAAAUAUACUAUUACCUUGGCUGUGUCUAUUAAGCUUCCAUAUGUCAGUCAUAUACUAAUUGAUUUCCAUUAAUUCACGGAAAAGCAAUAAUCAGUUAGUGUCUUUAGUAGAAGGCUUAGAGCUAAUAUCACCAUGGUGCUCCAAUCCAGAUUACCCGAAACACGUGUUUGAAUUUUAAAAUCUUAAACACACAACACAUUAUUGCAUAUGAACAUGUUUGAUUUCAAGGAAUGAUAAAUAAAUUUGUAAAUAAAUAAAGAAAUAUUGCAUUAAUACAUUUAACAGCUCUCCAAUGACUUGUAUAUUAUGAUAAGAUACGAAAUUUACAUUUGGUAUAU
This is a messenger RNA of Vanessa atalanta (red admiral), 3427 nucleotides long. RefSeq names its product heparan-alpha-glucosaminide N-acetyltransferase-like. The record is from RefSeq and is a predicted model, not a curated record. The transcript has 10 exons. The coding region runs from base 125 to 1849 and encodes 574 amino acids. Lineage: Eukaryota; Metazoa; Arthropoda; Insecta; Lepidoptera; Nymphalidae.